Messenger RNA from Dicentrarchus labrax (European seabass), 1312 nucleotides. It is a transcript of the gene prtfdc1a, whose product is annotated as phosphoribosyl transferase domain containing 1a. The record is from RefSeq and is a predicted model, not a curated record. Gene Ontology annotation, molecular function: hypoxanthine phosphoribosyltransferase activity; magnesium ion binding. The coding region runs from base 247 to 909 and encodes 220 amino acids. NCBI's taxonomy places the organism in Eukaryota, Metazoa, Chordata, Actinopteri, Moronidae. The transcript has 11 exons. Gene Ontology annotation, biological process: IMP salvage; hypoxanthine metabolic process; purine ribonucleoside salvage.
AGCUGAUUAUCGCCGUAAUUCUCCACGACCGAAACAACGCUGUCCUUCUACACAAAUGACUCAAGCGUGAUCCCACAGCACAUGUGGCUGGCCCCGGACUUCUCUGGAUAUAUUUUACUUUAUUCUGUUUCUCUUUGUUUUGUGAAUGGUCGCUGAGAAGAAGGCAACACAACUGUCACUGCUGCCUGUAGCCUAUCCUGAAUCUUUACUCCAGUGAAGACUGUUUUCACCCUGCCAACACUACUGAUGGACAACGCAGGGAUAAAAAGAGGAAUUGUGAUAAAAGAUGACUGGCCAGGAUACAAUCUGGACCUGUUCACUUACCCUGAACACUACCACGAAGACAUAGAGAGUGUUUACAUUCCACAUGGGGUAAUCAUGAACAGGAUAGAGCGUGUGGCCCGCUACAUCAUGGACGACUUUGGGGACAACAACAUAAUGGUGCUGUGCGUCUUGAAGGGAGGCUACAAGUUCUGCGCAGACCUGGUGGAGUUCAUCAAGGUUCUCGGUCGCAACUCCAACAAAUACCUGGAAACCCGGGUGGAGUUCAUCCGUCUGAAGAGCUACCUAAAUGACCAAUCAACAGAGGAGCUGCACAUCAUAGGAAGUCGGGAUCUGUCUUUCCUGCGUGGAAAGAGUGUGCUCAUUGUUGAGGCCAUAGUUGACACAGGAAAGACCAUGAAGGCCCUUCUGAAGCAUGUGGAGACCUUUGAACCCAAGAUGGUCAAGGUCGCGGGUCUGUUGGUGAAGAGGGUCCCUAACAUGGCUGAAAGUCUGACAGACUAUGUUGGAUUUGAAAUCCCCAACCGCUUUGUUGUUGGUUAUGCCUUGGACUACAAUGAAUACUUCCGUGACCUGAAUCACAUCUGUGUCAUCAGCAAGACUGGAAAGAUGAAGUACAAAGUUUGAGAAGAAUUAAAAGAAUUGGAGUAAUGCAGUCAGAGCAGCACACAAAUAUAAAUAAAAGAAAGAAAUGCUGCCCACCAGGAGAGGACGUUGGUGACAGAUGGAGAGAGCUUAUGGACGUUGGCAUCCCCGUGCCCGGAUGACGCCCACUCCGACUCAUGGAAAACACACAGUGGGUGCAGCAGACGCCGUCUCCUCACCACACUGCAUCUAUUUGUUCCCAACUUUAAUCAGGCCUUACUGGAAAUCAAAUCCCAACGCAUGAGAAUUCAGCUGAGUAUUGGGCAAAACUGAGAAAAAGAUUAAACCUGUUUAUUGUAUAUAACUUCACUUUACAGUGAAAUGAAAUCUCACAGACAAUAAUUAGACUCAUUUAGAAUUAAACUCUUAUGUUUUAUGCCUGAAA